Messenger RNA from Alligator sinensis (Chinese alligator), 3530 nucleotides. RefSeq names its product TNF receptor superfamily member 19 (gene TNFRSF19). Gene Ontology annotation, cellular component: plasma membrane. Bases 508 to 1740 code for a protein of 410 amino acids. The transcript is spliced from 10 exons. NCBI's taxonomy places the organism in Eukaryota, Metazoa, Chordata, Crocodylia, Alligatoridae. The record is from RefSeq and is a predicted model, not a curated record. Gene Ontology annotation, biological process: positive regulation of JNK cascade; positive regulation of canonical NF-kappaB signal transduction. Gene Ontology annotation, molecular function: protein binding; signaling receptor activity.
GCGGAACCCGCUGGCACUAGGGAAAGCUUUCCAACACACAAUCCACAGCACAGCUUGGGAACUGAAAAAGCUACAGCCACUCAGCUCUAAGCAUGGAAGAAUCAUGUGCAUUCUCUCACCACAAAGAGGAAGAAAAAAGCUAAAAUGAUCAAUUUUUAAAUAGAAGAACUCAAGAAUUUGAAGGCAGAAUUUAAAAGGACAACUACCUGCUGGAAAGGGAGCUUUUUCCUCUCCAAAGCACUGACUUUGAUGUAUGACAACUGAUCACUGAUCAGAUUACAGGCAUUUGGUCUCAGUGCUCGUCUGCCUUUGAUCUGCAUGGUUAAUUUUAUUUUCCUGCAUUUGGAGUUUCGUCUGGGCUUGUGCUGACAUACUUUUUUUUAAAGGAGGUAAAAGCAUUUAAUACAGUAGCUGGCAGUGUAAAAUUAAGCUGCAAAAAGGUUGACUAUUGGAAAAAACUUCAGCCGAUAGCAGUUCUUCAUAGGGGAAAGAUUUUAUAACAAAACAAUGGACACUGAAGGAUUACAAAGACUAAAUAAAAUACUGAAGAUGCUAAUGCUUCUGCUAGCAUAUUUGUUGAGUAGAGCAACUUGUGAGACGGGAGAUUGUAGAGAACAAGAAUUUAGGGAUCAUGCUGGAAACUGUAUUCUUUGUGAACAGUGUGGACCUGGAAUGGAGCUGUCAAAGGAAUGCGGCUUUGGAUAUGGGGAGGAUGCACAGUGCAUGACAUGCAGGCCAAACAGAUUCAAGGAGGACUGGGGAUUUCAGAAGUGCAAGCCUUGUCUGGACUGUGCACUAGUUAACCGAUUUCAGAAGACCAACUGCUCUGCCAUGAGCAAUGCAAUAUGUGGGGACUGCUUACCAGGAUUUUACAGGAAGACUAAGCUUGGAGGCUUUCAAGACAUGGAGUGUGUCCCUUGUGGUGAUCCCCCUCCUCCCUACGAACCUCACUGUACCACUAAAGUGAAUCUUGUGAAAAUCCCAUCAACUGCUUCCAGUCCUCGGGACACUGCUCUAGCAGCUGUUAUAUGUAGUGCACUGGCUACAGUCCUCUUAGCUCUUCUCAUCCUUUGUAUUAUCUACUGUAAGAGACAAUUUAUGGAAAAAAAGCCAAGCUGGUCUAUGAGAUCACAAGAUAUUCAUUACAAUGGUUCUGAACUGUCAUGUUUUGACAGACCACAGCUUAAUGAAUAUGAUCACAGAACAUGUUGCCAAUGCCAAAGAGUCCCAUCACAGACAUGUGGGCCGGUUCAUUUGAUUCCAUCACUGUGCUGUGAUGAAGCCUGUAGCAUAGAGCACAGCAGUCACAGUUGCACUUUCCACUCUCAGACUACACUUCAUGAAAGGGUUUCAAAUUCUGUUGGAGAAAUGAUUCCUGCCUUUCUUGGUUCUCUUUCACAUACUGUCUGUGGAGAUCUGUCAGAUGUUUGGCCUCUUAUGAAAAACCCUACUUCUUGUGAUGGUAUCUCUUUCUGUGAAUCUUAUCCAGAACUGACUGGAGGAAGUACAAAUUCCUUCCAACCAGAGGCUGAAAACACAGUCAAUAUAGAUUCAGACAAUGAGCAGGAUCUAAGUGAUGUACUUAUUUCAGCUAAUUUUGACUCUGAAAAGUGUGCAGAAUCUAUUGAAAGUUCCAGACAUAGCACAUGUAUGGAUGCUUCAUUUAUGCAGGACUCAGCAGCUGCCGAAAACCAGCCAAUGACAGGGCAUGACAGAACUGUUAAUGUUUCUAUAGACUGAUAAAAAGGAAGCCACAAAUAUUUCUACUGGCACUAGAACUGCAUGCUGUCCUCGUCUUUCUUUGCUAAUGCUUGUGAAUAGAAAGUGGCCUGGUCCUCAAUGUUUCCUAGUUUCAAAAACAGCUGAAAUAAAUUGGCAGCAUUUUAGACCUUUUAGGCAGUUGCAUGUGAGCCAUAACAGCUGUAAGUUGAAACGUCAAGGAGCAAUUUGAGAGAAGACUGAAGGUGGAUUCAUGAUACUUUGCAGCUCUUCUAAACAACUAUCUUCUGUUCUUCAUGGGUGUUUGAAAAACAUAAUGGAUUGAGCUUGCAGCUAUGUAUAAAUACUAUAAGAAAUAGAAUUACAUUAGCGUGUUUAGACUGAUCUGUUAAACAUAGCUACAGAUGUCAGAUGGUGUGGGACAAAAGUUUGCCAGUUAUUCUGCUUGCAAAUUUAAGCUUGCAUUAGGUUUUUUUCCUGGCUGGCUGUAAUCUUAACUCACAUAUUUAUGUAAGGGUUAAAAAAUAAACAAUUCUAUUUAUGUAAGGAUCAUGCAUUAGCAAAUGGAAGCUUGUAUUGUAUUACACAUUAGCUAAAAAGCUGCUUUAAUGAAUCAAGGAAUUUGCAUAUCUCAAUAAUAUGUAUUUUUGAAGUCCCUUAAAAAUCACCUUUUUCUUAUGCCAGAAGAUUAGCCUUAAUUUAGACGUAGCUUUGGUGUACACAGCACAUUGGACUUGUAGCUAUAUCAUAUGACUCUAAAUGUUGAAAUAAUAACAUUGAAAUAAUGAACUCUCAUAUCAAUAUCAAAUUACAGUAGAUUUAGUAUGAAGCAUUCACACAGCUGAAAGUCACUGAAAGGUUGCCAACAGGGGACAGUUUUUAGAGGUUAGUCUACAAUACAUCAUAGGGUCGAUUUAAAAUAAGGUGACUUAACUAAGUUGACUUGACUAAGCUGACUUAAGCCACAUCGGGACAUACACACAUAUAGUUCCUUGACAUAAUGGUAGCAAUCUUGUGAGCCCUCCCCUGCAGUAGCCCCUGGCUAAGUUAAGUCAACUUUGCAUACACACAUGUUUAAGUCGACUUAAAGUCAACUUAACUAAUGCGACUCAAGAUAAUAUACCUUAGAGGUAUAUUACCUUGUGCUGCAUUUAAGUUGACUGUGCUCCACAUAUAUGUGUAUGCUCUGACAGUUAAAUCAACUUUAUUUAAAAUAAAUCAAAUAAAUCUUUAAUAAUCUUUUAUAAAAUAAAUCUUUAAAAGUUAAGUUACUUAACUGUCAGAAACCUAGUACAUGUGUAUGCACCCAUGGUGACCUAAUCCUUUUAUUCUACACAGACUUCUUUUUCAUCAAUGCCAACACCUCCUGUAAGUAUCUCCUGAAAUUUUCCACCUUCCUCACUACACACAAAAGUGAUUUGAUAGCAGUUGUUUAAAAAUACCAUUCAUCUGAACCACAAAACUACACAGAUGCCCAAACUGAGUAAGCUUAUUAUCUUAUGGCUGCAACUCUGGCACUUUCUCUAUAAUUUCUUAUCUAUAAAUUACAUUGCGUCUUAUACUGGCAUUUGUUCUGUAAAAAUCUUCUAUCAGAGGUACUAUUUUUUUCCUAUUGGGAGGAGUCCCAAUGAACUCCAUUAAAGUGUUACAUUAGGCAGGAUCUAGCUCUGAAAUCAUGAAUUCUUAUAAAGCAUUCAGUAUGCUCUUAGCAAAAUACAAGUUAUCAGCAAAAUGAUGCAAAUACAUGGUACAUUUUCUUCCUUGUUGUAAAUGAAUUGUACAACAGUUUGCAUACUAAUACAAUAUUCUCU